Molecule: messenger RNA, 573 nt
Organism: Fraxinus pennsylvanica
Lineage: Eukaryota; Viridiplantae; Streptophyta; Magnoliopsida; Lamiales; Oleaceae
Source: the annotation of a GenBank genome assembly
AUGAAGACUGUACUACUUAUUUUGCUCAUAACUCUCGCAACCAUUCCCAGCCGCACACUGGCGGAGCCAGCCAAUGUGACCGCCGAGAAACGUCCUGAUAACGCAACUGUAUACAAAAUCUCAAAGCAGCUAUGCUGGAAUUGCAUUGGAGAGGCUAUACAAUUCUUGUAUUACCACAAUUUAGUAAGAGCAGCAAAACUAGAAUUUCCUCUGAUGUGGGACACUAAACUAGAAAACUAUGCAAAAUGGUGGGCUGGACAGAGAAGAGAAGAUUGUCAACUGAUGCACUCUUUCCCUGAAGGUGACUUCAAGCUUGGGGAGAAUAUAUAUUGGGGAAGUGGGUCGACGUGGACUCCGAUGGAUGCCGUUGGUGCUUGGGCCGGUGAAGAGAAAUAUUAUACUUAUAAAACAAAUUCUUGUGAAGAAGGGCAGAUGUGUGGUCAUUACACACAGAUUGUUUGGAAAAAUACGAGGAGAAUUGGGUGUGCUCGAGUUAUUUGUGACAGUGGAGAUGUAUUUAUGACAUGUAAUUAUUAUCCGCCUGGAAAUUAUAUUGGAGAAAAGCCGUAUUGA